This is a messenger RNA of Ectocarpus sp. CCAP 1310/34, 735 nucleotides long. Lineage: Eukaryota; Phaeophyceae; Ectocarpales; Ectocarpaceae. The record is from the annotation of a GenBank genome assembly.
GACAUGCCUCGCGACGAGUUCACGGCGGAGGCGUUCUUCAAGGGUUUCACGGAGGGAUGGACGGCCGCGGGCGGCGACACGACGGUGGGGAGCUGUCCCGUUCCCGAGCCGCACUUCGAAGGGGUCGAGUACCUCAUCGACCAGGGGAGCAAGCCUCGCGGCGAUGCUGGCCAGUGCCGGCUCGGCUCGGAGCAGGAGGUGCAAGGUGUCGUGGGCAAGGUCGACGAGUGGACGCGGCUGCUGAGGAGCAAGCUGCAGAAGCUGAACGACGUGCUGGGCUGCUGCGACCGGUCGCUGUGUCCCGCGGACCACCCGGAGGACCAGCCGUGCACACUGAUGGACAUGCCUCACGUGUGGGACGAGGAGCACUGGUACGUUACCUUUACGGGACCCGUCUACGCCGGCAAGUACUUCUCGGAGUGGUUCCUCCUCAACUACCUCAACGGCAUGGACGUCGCCUGGGGUGAACUCAGGUGGGGUAGGAUUAGGCAGGCGCGGCCCGCCCGGCGGGUGAAGCUGGUGUACUACGCGGCCCACGACACCAACCUCCUCUACCUGGCGGAGCUGCUGGACCUCAAGUGGGUAAGUGAGGGCUGGCAGCCGAACCAUACCCCUCCCGGGGGCGAGCUGGUGUUCGAGGCGUACAUGUUGGACGGCGAGCUGAACGUGGCGGCGUUCUUCGACAUCGCCACUCCCAGCCAGGCAAGGCACCGGUUCUCCUUGCAACUAUUAUAG